AUGGCUAUGGCCAAACUACGAAUUUUCUCGUUUGACAACGAAUAUCGAGUUACGGCGUUCGACGACGGCCCGUUACAAAUUUCGGGCAUUGACGCAAAGCGAUUCUCUCGAUUACGCAUCGUGAACGGCAAGAUUUGCGAUGAAGAGUCCAUAAAAGCUGGUCUCGCCACUGCAGAAGACCGAUUUCGCGGCCAGAAAGAACCCCCUCAUUAUUACCAGAUCCCGCCCAACAGCGAUAGCAAGAGCCUCGCGGCGAGUAAGGAGCCAAAAUCGACAAAAAUCAUUCGGUCGGCAGAGUGUAUUCCUCGAGCGCUGGCAAAUCCGAAACGGAACAAGAUUUGCCUCACGGUGUCAAUCGAUCUAGAUGCCGUUUCUGGUUGGCUUGGGACAAAUUCCCACCCCUACAACAACCUGGCCGACGACUCCUCUGGUUUCUUUGCGGCUCGCGUGGGUAUCCCCCCGACUGCUUUGCAUGCUGAAGAAACUCGAAAUCGCCAACCGAUGCACUUGUUUAUUCCAGGCCACUCCGUCGAAAGUGCCCCCGACGAGGUCCAGCAGGUUAUUGCCUCGGGGGCUGAGACAGUUUUCACGGGUAUGCGCACAAAGGCGCCUACCAGCUCACACCUGAGCAAGAACGCGACGUGUUAG
Molecule: messenger RNA, 648 nt
Organism: Penicillium odoratum
Lineage: Eukaryota; Fungi; Ascomycota; Eurotiomycetes; Eurotiales; Aspergillaceae
Product: xylanase/chitin deacetylase
Exons: 4
Coding region: 1-648 (215 amino acids)
Source: RefSeq, a predicted model, not a curated record